GACAAGACUUUGCGGAGAUGGGAUCUAAAAGAUUCGGUGCUUCUCGAGACCUUUCCCGUUGGAGACGCGCAGAUCAGGUGCCUCUCUAGCCCAUUCAGCCCAGCUACGUCAGUGGUGGCGGGUGAUGAGAAGGGUAACCUCCAGAUCUGGGACACCAAAACUGGAGCCGUCGAGAAGCGGAUGUCUGGGCACACUGAUGGUGUGCUGUGCGUAUCCCAGGUGCAUGCAGGUUUCGUCGUAAGUGGAGGGCGAGACGGCCGACUGUGCUAUUGGCGGCUGGAAGACGGUCUUUGCUUACGGUCUGUGGAGGUUUCGGAAGUCAGUGCAGGCCGAACGACUGCUAGCAGUAGUUUGACCGCGCCUUUCGGCCAUGGACAUGUCCGGCAGAUGCUAGGGUUCAGAUUUUGCUGGGCUUGGGUGGUGUAG
This is a messenger RNA of Symbiodinium natans, 426 nucleotides long. The record is from the annotation of a GenBank genome assembly. Lineage: Eukaryota; Dinophyceae; Suessiales; Symbiodiniaceae.